AUGCACGCCGCGGCUCCAACUGCACAUGCGCACCACGCAGCGCACACGGUGCACGCGCACGGCACCCAUCAACAGCAGCAGGCGAAUGUGAUGCCGCUGAAAACGGUGGCUCCCGUGCACUACUCCCCGGCCCAGAGCGCUCGUGCGGCCACUCAAGGAGUAGCUUCCACCUCUUUGCCGCAGCGAAGCCCACAUGUGGUCAGCAACAAGAACUUGGGCCAUUACAUCUUGGGCCGUACCAUCGGUGAGGGUACGUUCGGCAAGGUAAAGCUUGGAAGGCAUAUCCUCACUGGUGAGCGUGUCGCCGUCAAGGUCUUAGAAAAGGACCGCAUCCAGGAGGUAGCCGACAUCGAGCGUGUGGCCCGGGAAGUGCAGCUCCUCAAACUGAUCCGGCACCCACACGUGGUGCAGCUUUUCGAGAUUAUCGAAACACGCGGUCAGCUUUACCUCAUCAUGGAGUAUGCCUCCGGCGGCGAACUCUUCGACUACAUUGUCCAGAACCAACGGGUUCCAGAACCUGAAGCUUGCCGUUUUUUCCAUCAAAUAAUCGCCGGCGUCGAGCAAAUUCACGCGAUGAACGUUGUUCAUCGCGACCUGAAGCCCGAGAAUCUGCUUCUGGAUGAGCACAAGUGCAUCAAGAUUGUUGAUUUUGGGCUCAGCAACCGCUUCGACGACAACCAGCUGCUGAGAACUGCCUGCGGCUCUCCUUGCUACGCUCCUCCGGAGAUGGUCUCGGGACAGAGCUAUGUUCCACAGAUGUGCGAUCUCUGGAGCUGUGGUGUAAUCCUCUUCGCGAUGGUUUGCGGAUUCUUGCCCUUCGAGGACUCCAACACCUCGGCGCUCUACAAGAAGAUCCUCGCAGCCAACUACACGGCUCCCUCCUUCAUCACGGACUCCGUGAAGGAGCUUAUCGCAGGGCUCUUGACAGUAGACCCGGCCAAGCGCUUCACCAUUGCAGAUGUGAGAGGGCAUGAGUGGUACCGCCAACUCCCGGAGGCAUCCGUCCGUCCACGUGACUUGGUGUCACGUCAGUGCGGCCUGGAAGAAGACGUGUUGCAGGAGCUGAAAUGCCACGGCUUUCCUCAGGAAUAUGCCACAAACUGCCUCCUGAACAACAAGCACAACAGCGUCACAACUACGUACUAUCUGCUCGCGGCCAAACGGCGCAGGAUGGCAGAGCAUUUGCAGCUGAGGGAGUCUGAACGUGCCCGCGAGGAUCGCGCCAGGUCUCCGGCUCCUUCGCCCGGAGCAUCGGCGAUGGAUGACAGGCCGGCCGCAGAGCCUCUUCGCGAAAACAGCACAGGUACAGACGGAAAGGUACACGUGUUGGGCUCGGGCAGUGGGACUACGCAAAAAGACAGCGAGAAGGCCGACGCCCGUGCUGAGGCUGCGGCAAUCUUGCGCGAAGCGACGCCUGAGCCACGUCCAGAGCACAACACAGCCGUGUCCCCACCCUCCUCCACUCGAGCUGGCGUGACCCGGCCUGGCUCUGCCCGCACUGGGGCGAGCCCGCAGGACAUUUCUCAUUCCCAGGUGUCGACACCCACUGCGAUCUCCGGACGCGCUGCUGUGACACGACCGAACUCGCUCCGCACCACCCAGGCAAGCGGCAGCGAUGUCACUCGCGAUACGCAGGUUUCUCCGCCAACCUCUGGACGAAUUGGAGUGGCGCGACCUACCUCAGCACGCGCUGGCGCCAGCCCGCAAGACGUCGUGGCUCGCCACACCCCGACAUCUGCAAGGGUAACAGUCCCAAACUCUCCGACUCCCUCCAUUGCAAGCUCCUCUGGCGGAGUUUCGGCAGACAUUCGUAUGGAUAUCCAGGCCCACUACGUGCUGAGGAUGGCGCAGACUCCGGCCAGCGUUGCACGCUCCAGCACCGUGCCAUCACGGCCUGUGAUCCAAGGAACACCGCAGACUGCACCGAGCACGCCUCGCCAACCAAGCUCCCGAGGUGUGCCAGAGGUCAGCAAGGUGGGUCACCGCAUGGUAGCAUCGCCCAACCCUUCGCAUCGUGUCACUCUCUCGAACUCUGCGCGCGCAGCCCGUGUUCCAGAAGUGCGCCCCGAUCAACAGGCGACCAGCCAGGCGCGCUAUGUCGUUCGCCCUAUGGUGGUGGGCGGCAGAGUGGCUGGCUCGAGCCCCGUCCAAGUUUCCCGGCGUGUUGUGACAGGCCAUGGAGCCCAGGCCACGCCGAGCACACCACGUCAGCCCACUUCCCGAGGCGUCGUGGCACCAACUGCUCGAAUGGCCUAUCCCACCGCAUGGGCAUAUGGCCGCGUGCGCUGA
Molecule: messenger RNA, 2289 nt
Organism: Symbiodinium sp. CCMP2456
Lineage: Eukaryota; Dinophyceae; Suessiales; Symbiodiniaceae
Source: the annotation of a GenBank genome assembly